Molecule: messenger RNA, 2010 nt
Organism: Linum tenue
Lineage: Eukaryota; Viridiplantae; Streptophyta; Magnoliopsida; Malpighiales; Linaceae
Source: the annotation of a GenBank genome assembly
AUGGCGGACAUCGUGAAGGAGAUCCUGGCGCGGCCAAUCCAAUUGGCCGACCACGUCACGAAGGCGGCCGACGAGGCCCAAUCUUUCAAGCAAGACUGCCAGGAGCUGAAAUCCAAGACGGAGAAACUCGCCACCCUCCUCCGCCAAGCCGCCCGCGCCAGCAACGACCUCUACGAGCGGCCCACCCGCCGCAUCAUCGACGACACCGAGCAGGUCCUCGACAAGGCCCUGACCCUUGUCAUCAAAUGCCGCGCCACCGGCAUCAUGAAGCGGAUGUUCACCAUCAUCCCCGCCGCCGCCUUCCGCAAGCUCUCCGUCCAGCUCGAGAACUCCAUCGGCGACGUCUCCUGGCUCCUCCGCGUCUCCGCCUCCGCCGACGACCGCGACGACGAGUACCUCGGCCUCCCUCCCAUCGCCGCCAACGAGCCCAUCCUCUGCCUCAUCUGGGAGCAGAUCGCCAUCCUCUACACGGGUUCCUCGGAGGAGAGAUCCGACGCCGCCGCCUCCCUCGUCUCCCUCGCCAGAGACAACGACCGGUACGGCCGCCUCAUCAUCGAGGAAGGCGGCGUCCCGCCGCUGCUCAAAUUGGCGAAGGAGGGGAAAAUGGAAGGUCAGGAAAACGCCGCGAGAGCAAUCGGGUUGCUGGGUCGGGACCCGGAUAGCGUCGAACAGAUCGUGAAUGCAGGGGUUUGCAAUGUGUUUGCGAAAAUCCUCAAAGAGGGUCACAUGAAGGUUCAGUCUGUCGUCGCCUGGGCCGUAUCGGAAUUAGCUGCGCACCACCCCAAAUGCCAAGACCAUUUCGCGCAGAACAACAUAAUCCGGUUCUUGGUCAGUCACCUCGCCUUCGAAACUGUUCAAGAGCACAGCAAGUACACGAUUGUGAACAUGAACAAGCAGAACUCCAUUCAUUCGGUCCUCGUAGCUAGCAGUAGUCAGAACUCUCACGAUAGAGACCCCGAGGAGGAUUUAACAGUGUCGAAAAUCUCGCACCCCAUGAACAAUCAAAUCCCAUCUCAAAUGCAAAAUGUGGUCACUAGCACAUUAGGUCAGAACAACCCACCAAUCAACAACAGCAACAGCAACCAAAAACCAUCGACUACAACACCAUCAACAUCUUCUUCCAACUUAGCAGGAGGCCAGAACAAGAGCUCCAAGCGAAAAGGGAAGAAUCACAAUGGCAAGCAUCACCACCAACGCCCACGCCAUCACGUCCAAUUGUCGGGGACGAGCAUCAAGAAGAGAGAGCAGGAAGAUCCGAGUACCAAGGCCAACAUGAAGGCGAUGGCAGCUCGAGCGCUAUGGCAACUCGCACGAGGCAACGUGGCGAUAUGUCGAAGCAUAACCGAGUCACGAGCACUCCUCUGCUUCGCCAUCCUGCUCGAGAAGGGGCCCGAGGAGGUGCAAUCGUACUCGGCCAUGGCGUUGAUGGAGAUCACCACGGUUGCUGAGCAGCACGCGGACUUGAGGCGAUCUGCCUUCAAGCCCACGUCACCAUCCGCUCGUGCUGUGGUGGACCAGCUCCUGAAAGUGAUCGAGAUGGCAGAGUCGGACCUGUUGGUCCCCUGCAUCCGAUCCAUGGGGAACCUAGCGAGGACUUUUCGUGCCACGGAGACGAGGAUCGUGGGGCCAUUGGUGAAGCUGCUCGACGAGAAGGAGCCCGAGGUGAUGAUGGAGGCGGCAGUGGCGCUGAACAAGUUCGCCUCCACGGAGAAUUUCCUGUGUGUGAACCACUCCAAGGCUGUGAUCGCGGCGGGAGGGACAAAGCAUUUGAUUCAGUUGGUUUACUUCGGGGAGCAGAUGAUUCAGAUCCCUUCCUUGAUCAUGUUGUGCUACAUUACCAUGAAUUGUCCGGACAGCGAGGUGCUGGCCAACGAGGAGGUGCUCAUCGUGCUCGAAUGGUCGACGAAGCAGGCCCAUUUGGUGGAGAAUGUGACGAUUCAAGGGUUGUUGCCCGAAUCCAAGAGUAGGUUGGAGUUGUAUCAAUCCAGAGGGAAAAGAGGGUUCCAUUGA